Messenger RNA from Linum tenue, 5436 nucleotides. NCBI's taxonomy places the organism in Eukaryota, Viridiplantae, Streptophyta, Magnoliopsida, Malpighiales, Linaceae. The record is from the annotation of a GenBank genome assembly.
UUUUCUUGGUGAUAUGAGUGACCUAAUGAAAAAAUGUCAUGUCCUAAUCCUUUACAAGUUACAAGUUACAACCCAUCUUUCCGGGCUUCCGGCCGUGACAGAAUGAUUACACUGGCCAACUUCGGAGCAAACGUCAUUUAACACCUUUUCAUUUUGCCGGCAACUGCAGACGGAUGCUGUUAUCCACUCCGUCCAGGUAUCGACGGCGACUGUUCACCGUCUCUCUUCGUUUCUCCGCCAAAUCAAACAUCUCUUCCUCUUCGUCACAAGCCAAGCUGUUGAAUCCUCCGGAUGAGGACUGCCGUGGAUUUUUGCCGUGGUUAGAGGAGAAAGCAGGAGCUGAGAUUUCGACCAAGCUUUACAUCGGGAAAUCGUCAUACGGCAGAUCCUUGUUUGCUUCUCAACACAUACAGAGGGGAGACUGCAUAUUAAAGGUUCCAUUCAAAGCGCAAAUAGCACCUGAUAACCUACCUCGGGACGUCAAGGUUAUAUUGGUUGAUGAAGUUGAUCAUGUCUCAAUGGUUGCUGUUGCCAUUUUGGCGGAAACGAAACAUGGCAAGGACUCCAGGUGGGCUCCCUAUAUCAGCUGUUUUCCUCGCCUUGAAGAAAUGAACAGCACAGUGUUCUGGAGUGAAGAUGAGUUAAACAUGAUUUAUGGAAGCACAGUAUAUGAGGAAACCAUUAAGCAAAAAUUUAUUAUUCGAGAUGCAUUCUCAAAGAUCAGACCAGAUGUCAGUUCUAUUUCCAGUCUGUACCAAUUUGGGAUGGGGCGUAUAAGUAUUACUACUCCAGAGGUUCUUGAAACCUUUCCCGAGGUCUUUGGAAGUAUCUUGUAUGAGGAUUUCAUGCAUGCGUAUGCUUUAGUGAAAUCUAGAGCUUGGGAAUGCCCAAAGGGGGUUUCUCUGAUUCCAUUUGCAGAUUUCUUGAACCAUGAUGGCUUUUCUGAAGCAAUUGUGGUGAAUGAUGAGGAGAAACAAGAGUCUGAGGUGACUGCUGACUGCAACUAUGCCCCUGAAGGAGAGGUACGAAUCAGUUAUGGAAAGUUGGCAAAUGCUACACUGAUGUUGGACUUUGGAUUUACGAUUCAACAUAAUAUCCAUGAUCAGGUUCAUUUGGCUUCUGAACAAUAGUUCUUUCAUAGACCCAAUAGACGUGGGUCGUGGCUAAUCUGGAACUGAGUUAGUUGAGCUGGUACCGAAACCAGCUUCUUGUACUUGAUGGGUGUAAUGUAUUUGAUCUGUAGCAUUCUGAAAUCUGACCUACUAUAUCUUUCAUAUGGUAGAAUUCGUUAUUAUAAUAUACCUGUCUUUCUUAAAUCUCCUUUGUAUUGUUCUUCCAUGUGUAUUAUUUUCUGCUCUAAGUUAAGUAACUCAGGAGUCGGUUCUCAGGUGGAGAUCCAGAUGAGUGUUCCAGAUGGGGAUAUUUUGCAUCAAAUGAAGAUGGAGAUUUUUCAAAGACAUGAGUUACCAACAAUCUGUGAUGCUAAUGAUGUGAAGUCAUCAUCUUGGAAUUGUUUCACAAUCAGGGAAGUGAAGUCGGCAAAAGGGAAAGGGAAGGGCAUUCCACAAUCAAUCCGUGCUUUUGCUCGUGUUCUGAGUUGUACUCGUCCUGAAGAUUUAAGUGAUCUGGCUGUGGAAGCUGCACAAAACGACGGUCGUUUGGCACGUCGCCCUUUCAAGGAUAACAGCAGAGAGAUCCGAGCUCAUACGAUCCUGUUGUCACACAUUAAUCGACUGAUUGACCAAUGCCAUGCAUCUAUUAAGUCUUUACUACCUCGGAGUUUUGUCGUCUCUGCAUCUGGAAGACACUCAUUUCGAAGGCAAAUGGCAAUGGACCUCCACACUGGUGAGCUCCGCGUUCUCAAAUCUGCUUCAGCGUGGCUUGAGAAUUAUUGUGAAAAGUUGUCCAAAGGUGUAGCGAAGAUGGUGGAUCGUCCUACUUACAACACUUGAAAGUUGAAACUAGCACUUGCCACAAACAAAUUCUCCGGAUACAUUUCUAAAACAUGUAGUUCACAUGGUGGAUAACAAUCUGCCUGCAUCCUUAGGACGGCGGCUCAGUAUCGGCCUGCGCCCUAGGGGCUGGGAGAUCACAACGGGAAAUCUAGUUACAGGAGAAUGCAAAGAAUCUUGGGGGGUGGAUGCCAAUAUUGUUAGUAGUAAUUAUAGAUCCAAUGUAGUUUGUGCGACUCCCUGAUUAACCUUAGUACCUGACGAAAAGUGAUUUGCAGAUUUCACAAAUUUCCUAACAAUCAUGUUCUCGGGUUGGAAAUCAGGAUAUCGUUGUACCUAGUAAACACAUAAUCGUCGAAUUUCGAAGAAAUUCAGUUCAUUGCCGCUAGUACAUUAUUUUGGCUUAGUUCCUAAGCUGUACUGCAAAACCGCAGACUCGCAUCGUUGCAUCUAGUGCAUCCGAUGUAGAGAACAAAAUGAUAUAUUAAGUUGAAGUACAUUCCAUCACCUGGCUGGACAACAAUAUCUACAAUGUUCAGGAAGAGGAAACAGAAAAAGGGGGAUAACUACUCCUCAAUCCCAUUCUGGAUUUUGGUUAUUCUGAUCGAAGAUAAACUCGGUUUCUUUUGAGCAAUACAUGCAAUAUUUACAAUGUAAUGUAUCCAGAGACAAUCGCCAAUCGUAAGGCAAAGGAACAAGAGGAGUUACCCAGGGAAGUAGGUUGUCCAGCAAGUUUUAUGGCCCAGCACUAAUAUUCACAUAAUCUCACUGGGAAGUCGUUAAGCACUCUUACAAGAUCAAGGGAUUCUGUAGAUCUCCAUGAUUUAUGAAAUGUAUGCUUUCACCACAUCUGAGUAAUUGCAAACCAGUCCUGUUCUUGGACAGGUCACCUUACCGUAGUUCUUCUUGGCCAUCUCUUCAAGUGCCUUAGUGCUGUAGACAUAGCCAUUGGGCAAGACUUGUGGUGGGUUCUCAGUGUCCAUGAGCUCUUUAGUUAUGUAGCAGACGAGCUUUGAGUGGUGCUGCUUAGAGUAGGGUAAUGGCAAUGCUAACUUGCGGAAGGUCUCUUGCGAUAGUGGAUCCUCUUUCGGGCAGUCAUCAUCAUAGCAAUAUCUAAAUGCACAGUCAAGCUGAAACACCUACUUGGAAAAUAGUAUUUUUCAAAGCAUACCUCCAGCCGUUCUGUGUGGAAAUCUGCUUUGUGCAAAAAAAGGUUCGGAAAUCCGGUAACAAUAAUGACAGGUAAUGGAAAAACGAUAUAUUUUGAAAACAGUAAGCAGUUAAAUGACUGGCAGUAAGUGGAUACGGGGUCUUCAGGGCAGAUAGCCCUGCCUGUAGGUAAAUAUUCAGCAGUGGUUCAACAGUCAUCCCAUAUAAUUUGCUGAAUUCCUGUUUAAAUUGGUCCACCAGAUAGUCCCAUUGCUUCGGCUCGAAAAGAACCUUAUAUGCAGCACAUACAGUACCACUCUUGAAAGCCAGAGUGGCCAUGACCCUCUGCAACUCUUUCAUGUGGGUAGCUCCCCAUGGAGAAAGAUAUUUCCGAGCAUAUGCAAUGGCACGCAUGUGAUUAUCGGAUCUCACAAAUUCUAUGAACUCUUGAAGUCUCAACAGGAACUCGAAUUUGCUCUGGCAUCACUCCGAACAAAUUAGCAUACCAAAGAAAUUACAAGAUCGUAAAUAAGCUCCCAUGGCUGCAAUUGGGGGUUCUCCUAUCAAAUUAUAGUUUGCACAUAUUCCUAUAGUACAGUCAGCAACUUAAAUGGUUCACAAUGAAAACUAAAUUUAAGUUACUGUUGUGCUAUAUAAAGGUUGUUACAUCCUGAGAUGGGAAAAGUGACAGCAUUGCAAUCAUGAUUCACAAUAUAAAAUACAGUUUAAGUUUGCUCUAAUUGUAUAAAGAAAACACUCUAUAAUCUAUUUCACAAUGAACAAAGCACAAUGCUACGCUCCUCCCUGGUUGGAGAAGAACUCCAUCUGCACCCAUUGGCAUCCAGCCAAGCAUGUACGUCUUUCGUUGUUCUCUUCAUCAUGUUCCGUCUUACCAAUUGAAAAAUUGAGAACCCUUAGAAGGGCCUAAUUGCCAGUCCCAAAUCCUAGAACCGUGGACCACUAACCCUUAAAGCCCCAAAAUUGCUAGUCUGAGUUUUAAGUUCCAAAUUCUCUUUAUAAGCACAAAAGGGAUGAGGUGAGUAAUCAAGAACUUCAAUGAAUUGAAAGCCGUAUGUCACCAAGAUCUGAUGAUUCCACGAUACCAGAAACACAGGGAACCAAAAAUGGCAGAUUUUCAGAUUACGCCCCAUUGGAAAACUUGAUAACAGGCAGCAAAAUUGGUGCAAUCCUUUCUCCGCUCCAGGUCAGCGGUCGGAAUCCUCCCAAUACCAGAGAUUCAUCUCCAAAUUUUAUCAUUAUAGACCCGAAACUCAAAAUUAACUCCAAAUUAUGCUAUCAUUAGCUUCUUUUGAUGAAAAGAAAAAGCCUAUGCUCAAGCAAUUAAAUCCCAAACGGGAAGAAUCAAAAUACUUGACAGUUAAUAAUAACAAAAUAAUUCUAAUAAGAAAGCAUAGACAAAUAGAGAAAGUGAAAACCAAAAACUUGAUUGUGUCUCAACUGGGCAAGAGUAAUUCUCCAACCCAGGUAGCACCAUAGCAUCGUCCAUAAAGAAAUGAGCAAUACAUAGUAGCUGCUCACCUUGGACUUCUUCAACCGUGACUUGUUUUCAGCGCACCAAGCUAAAGCAGGAGCCACUUCUUUAUUCUGGAGAGCAUCAAUAACCCUUUUCGCUUCUUGGAAUACAUCAAUAUCAACCAGAUCCUGAAUGUUGCUGCUUUCAGCUAGCUUCGUUGCAGUGUCAUAGUAAGACAUUCGCAACAUAUAGUCUACAAGAAUUCGCUUCAGACGCGUGUUGCUCCAUUCGGUCAAAUUCUCAGCAUCUGCUGAUUCUAAAUGGUCAAGACGAGCUCGACACCUUUGUGCUUGCAGGUUCUCGGUACGACUACCUUCUUCCAGCUUUCUCUUGAGUCCCUGCAAUCUGGAGACGAGGGAGGUGAGGUGCUCGACGGCGUCGUCCUUGGUCAAAUCGGAACCGGCGGCUUCAUUAACGCCGGAGACGACGGAAGAGAUUUCCUUCUCGACAGCGCGGUGAUUAGCGCGGAUCGUCUUCUUGUAGUGCUCGAAGGGGACGCGGGCAAACUGGUGCUCAAGCUUCAAGGAUUCUGUCAGUUGCGCCAGGUUCGACGGCGGCGCGGGGGUGGUGACGGUAGAAGCAGGAUGGACGGGGAGGGGUGCGGCGGCUGGAGAGUUGCCGUUGGGGAGGGGAGGAUCGAUUUCCAUGGCGGUGGGAAAGAGUUCGAGUGGAGAUCAGAAGGGAAAUGCCAGGCAGUGUGGGAGAGAGCCGACGAAAGAAGACGUGGACGAUUGUUGGAGUCCCGAUGGAGAGGACAAAGGGAUGCGAAGAAGAGAAGACCCAAUCAAAUCAAUGAGUGAA